Molecule: messenger RNA, 1111 nt
Organism: Maniola jurtina (meadow brown)
Lineage: Eukaryota; Metazoa; Arthropoda; Insecta; Lepidoptera; Nymphalidae
Product: trypsin CFT-1-like
Exons: 4
Coding region: 256-1083 (275 amino acids)
Biological process (GO): proteolysis
Molecular function (GO): serine-type endopeptidase activity
Source: RefSeq, a predicted model, not a curated record
ACUUGUAACUAUUAUCGCUGUACGAACCCUCACCUCUAUAUUUCAUAUUAAACUCGUCAAAAUUAAUACUUAGGUAUACCUAUCAGUUCUUGUUAUUUUUUUUGUAUAAUUAGCUAACACGCAUAUGUUAUAUUAAUUUAUAAGGUUGGUUACGUUACAAUUUUACCGGACACUAUUUUCACUGAGAAAUAAAAGAAGACUGGUUAGUAAAUAUUAAUAUCUCUGUUAUUAAGUUCUAUGUAAGUACUUCAGUAUAUGUAUUACGUUAUCGGUUAUUUUGCAACAGCCCAGCCCAGCCCCAGGAUCAAACGAGACGUUGACGCCAAAGAGAGUAUUGUAAUUCACGUCAAUCAUACUCCUAAGCCCCCACCCCUAGGUGGCAGGAUAGUGGGGGGCACGGUGACCAGCAUCGACCGAUGGCCCAUGGCCGUCUCCAUGUUGUAUUCCAGAACUGGACUUCUUUACUUGCAGGCCUGCGGGGGCUCCAUACUCAACAAUAGAGCUGUCCUUUCUGCAGCUCAUUGCUUUGUAGGUGACCAACCAAGACAUUGGCGUAUGCGUAUGGGUUCUACUACGGCCAGCGUUGGCGGUGUCGUCCACAACACAGCUAGGAUCAUCCUCCAUCCCAGCUUCAACUCUCGCACAACAGAUAGUGACGUGGCUAUCCUUCGCACCUCCAACACUAUAUCUUUCAACAAUAACGUUCGAGCGGCAUCAAUUGCUGCGUCCAACCUAAAUUUGCCUGAUGGCACAGCAGUGUGGGCUAUCGGAUGGGGAGCGAUUUCUUCCGGAGGUCUACCAUCGGAACGGCUUCGCCAGGUGCAAAUUUGGACUGUGAACCAGGCAAUCUGCCGGGAACGCUACGGUGCCAGAGGCCGCACCAUCACCGACAACAUGUUGUGCUCCGGCUGGCUCGACGUCGGUGGCCGCGACCAGUGCCAAGGGGACUCUGGAGGCCCUCUCCUACACAACAACGUGGUCGUCGGUGUCUGCUCCUUCGGACGUGGGUGCGCCCAGGCACGUUACCCUGGCGUCAAUGCUCGCGUGUCCCGAUUCAGUAAUUGGAUACGAGCUAAUAUGUAAUUCUGAACUAUGACAAACAACAUUGAUG